AUGAAUACAAACGCAUUGCGGGCGUAUUUUAGGGCGAAAGGGGAAGAAAUUGGAGGUUUCGCGUAUCGGGCUAGGAUGCAUCGUCUUUUUACUGAGCUGGAGCCAUCUAUUACUGUCACCGAGCAAAACCUGGCAGACCGAGUUCGGUAUAUCUUACGCUUAAAUAUAUUUGAUGGCGCCGAACUCGAACGGCUACGACGUGAGGCUGUUCCCUCAUCAAAUGAAAACGCUACGACUGAGGGUGCGGUGCCACAAGUUGCAGAACAACCCGCACACGUGGAUGCCGCCGUGAAUACCCCAGUGGUUGCUGAUUCAAAUGAUGAUGGAACAUUCACCCAGGAACUAGAAAUAGAGCAAAUGAAAAAAUAG
Molecule: messenger RNA, 369 nt
Organism: Parnassius apollo (apollo)
Lineage: Eukaryota; Metazoa; Arthropoda; Insecta; Lepidoptera; Papilionidae
Source: the annotation of a GenBank genome assembly